UCUACCCAAUCGUUCUGAAAGUUCUGAUCAACGCAACCUACCAUUAGGUGGCACACGAUGGUGCUGUUUUUACAAUAAACACCAGAAGAAGUACGAAAACAAGAAGAGAACGAAAAUGAAGAAUAAGUUCCCAGCAGCAGCCCGAAGAAGACCUGUUAGCCCCCGAGCUAACAGAGAAGCUAACAGAGAAGCUAACUGUUUCCUUUCAGGAUAAAUGCGACAAAAGGAGACUUCACAUUGAAAAUAUUGGACAUUUACUCAAGUCCUUCUCGGACGAGCAAACACGUCAAGAGUCGCGCAGGCUUUCCACGGCAUCAUGUCUGUCAUCACAUGGGAGGUUGUUGGCGAUCACUUUCUCAUCAACCAAUCAAGCAACUCCGUUCUGGACUGUAACGAAGACAAUGUGGUGGAGGAGAAACUGGAGGAAUCAGAAGCUCGACUAAUUAAAGAAGAAGAGAUUGAAGUCUGCAUCAUUCAGGAUGAAGAGCGGGUUGAUGUGAAGAAGGAAACUGACACAUGUAUUCUGACUUCCACUUGUGAGGAAACGUUUCACAGUGAGCCAGAACUCCAGCAGAUGUUAGGGAGAAAGAAUGAAGCAGAACAAAUUGAUAAGGAACCAGUUGAAGGCAGUGCCUUCCAGGAAAACGACCAGCAAGGAGUGAAACAAGAAACGGACACCUUCAUGGUGAUGCCUUCCUGUGAACCAGAACUAAACACCGACAUUGUACAAGACAGAAACUUUUCUUGUGAAGUUUGUGGUAAAUGUUUUACUAAAUCUAACUACCUGACUGAUCACAUAAGAACCCACUCGGGUGAAAAACCCUUCUCAUGUCUAACCUGUGGGAAAGGUUUCACACAGAAAACUAACUUGAUUGUACACAUGAGAACCCACACUGGCGAAAAGCCCCAUUCCUGUCAGUUAUGUGGGAAAUCUUUCAGAGCCAGUGGCCAUUUGGCUAGCCACAUGAGAACUCACACGGGGGAGAAGCCUUUCUCAUGUUUGGUGUGUGGGAAAGGCUUCACCCAGCAAAGUAACUUGACUGUUCACAUGAGAACUCAUUCUGGAGAAAAACCUUACUCCUGUGAUGUUUGUGGGAAAGCUUACAGUGACAAAACAUACUUAAAUGAUCACAUAAGAAGUCACACAGGCGAGAAGCCUUAUUCUUGUAAAGUGUGUGGCAAAUCCUUCAGUAACCGGAGUCCUUUGACCAACCACAUGAGAACUCACACAGGUGAGAAGCCGUAUCACUGCAAAACCUGUGGUAAAGCUUUUAGCGACUGCAGCAAUCUGGCUAAACACAUGAGAACUCAUACAGGUGAGAAGCCCUACUACUGUAAUGUUUGUGGUAAAGCUUCUAGUGACAGCAGCAGCAUGGCUAAGCAUAUGAGAACCCACACAGGUGGGAAGCUGUAUGCUUGUUAAGUUUGAUGAAAUAACUAGCAGAUUACAUAAAAACUUUAUAUUCUGUCUGAGCUGUUGAAUGGUUCCUAAAUCCAUCUCCUGGUGCCCAUCUGCUGCCGGAUGUGGGGUUCAUGUUAGAGAGGCAACAGAACCAGCAACCAUUCACACAUCCAUUAUCACACACGCUUCUUCCCUGGGGUUAUGAGAGUGCAGGUGCCUUUCUCCAGCAGUGAGGUGGUUUCACACUAGAGAGGUCGCCAGUCCAUCUCAACUUUAUGUAAAUUUAUUAGUUACAUUUUGGUAACACAAAAAUAAUAAUAAUUUUAAAAAAUCCAAACUUUUCAGGUUCAAAAUUCUUUCAGUUUAAUUUUCAAAAAAUGUUUUCAAAUAAAAAAAAUCUUUUGAACGAACUUUAUGGCCGCAAUUUAUCUCCAUCUUAAAUGUGUGAGGAGUCCAGAGAGAAACUGCUUUCGUUUCAAAGUUAAUGCAGGGAAUGUUCUAGAAAUGAGCAAAAGGAGCAUUUUAUUUUGCAAUUAUGACAAAACCUUACAGCUAAUUCAAAGUGCGUCACUGCCGCUGCAUUACAAUCUCAUUAGUGCAUCUCAUCCUUUUUCCUGUCCAGGUUGUUGAGAAUUGAGCCCAGCUUGUUAACUUCUUACCUGGAUGAUUCUGCAAACUGAAUAAAAAUUGCCCCAAUUUCCUUUUUAAUCUGGUGGUCAUCUUAAUUUUCAAAGAUAAAAAAAAUGCUUGGAACUGACAUAUCUGAUCCAUACAAUGGUUCCCAAAUUUCUGUUACCGCAAAUCAUUUCUAAAAAAAAAGAAUCCCAACAAAUGUUGCUGCAGUGAGAGAAAUUUCGAUUUCUAGUUGGUUUUGUUAUAAAAAAAUUGACAUAUUAUGGAUCUUGCAUCUGAAUAUUACUUUAGCUUUUUUCUUAGAAUAUAACAGACAUGUUUAAUUAUUUUUCACUUGCAUAAUAAUUUUUCUGGGACUACAACCCCCUCUAGUGGACGAAUAAAGAUCUGAGUUAAACCUGUUUGACGAUUAUGAAGACAUUUUAACUGGAAACUGAAACGUUUAUGGGAUUAUUACUUCCUGAUGAAUCUUGGAGACGUCCUUGAUUAGUUUGCUUUGUUUCAGUAUAGAUUUACAUUUUUUUUUUUUACACACAGGAAACACAAUGAAUGGAAAUGUCAUUGCUCCUCUGCAAACUGCUGGCUCUACCAACAUCUGUGAUAAAUCUUAUGUAGCCAGUCACAUCCGGAUUUAUCCAGGUGAGAAGCCGUUUUCCUGUGUGAGAAAUCAUACAGAACCAUCUUUGGCUUUUCAUGUCAGAACAGGAGAUGAUCUGUGUUCGUCUAAAGUGUGUGAUAAACCUUUCAGUAUUGCUGCCAAACAUGCAUCUGCUACAUACUGGCUUGAAGAGGGUGAAUAUGUAUUCAAUCUCUUGUUGGAUGUCUCAUUUUUGAAAACAUGUCAUUACUUUGUACAAAUCAGUUUUCCUCCUUUUUUUUUUUUUUACUUUUUUUGUCAAAAAGUCCAAUUUUGUUCCUCAUGGUUUGUUUGUAAAGUAAUAAAAUGGGUAAAAUAUCCAAAUGGAUGAAUACUUUUUAGAGGUACUGCAUAAUAUGUGGAUGACUCAUAUUGACAGAAACUGUUUUGAAAGAGGGGCUAAAUCUGUCCAAACCCUGAGUACAGAAAUGAAGACC
Molecule: messenger RNA, 3109 nt
Organism: Poeciliopsis prolifica (blackstripe livebearer)
Lineage: Eukaryota; Metazoa; Chordata; Actinopteri; Cyprinodontiformes; Poeciliidae
Product: gastrula zinc finger protein XlCGF8.2DB-like
Exons: 3
Coding region: 317-1423 (368 amino acids)
Biological process (GO): central nervous system development; regulation of transcription by RNA polymerase II
Cellular component (GO): nucleus
Molecular function (GO): DNA-binding transcription factor activity, RNA polymerase II-specific; RNA polymerase II cis-regulatory region sequence-specific DNA binding
Source: RefSeq, a predicted model, not a curated record